Molecule: messenger RNA, 1601 nt
Organism: Synchiropus splendidus (mandarinfish)
Lineage: Eukaryota; Metazoa; Chordata; Actinopteri; Syngnathiformes; Callionymidae
Gene: mab21l2
Product: mab-21-like 2
Exons: 1
Coding region: 257-1336 (359 amino acids)
Source: RefSeq, a predicted model, not a curated record
AAAGUACACAAGUGCUGCGCUCAGCUGACAAAAAGUGCAGCAACUCGAGAUGAGCGCGGCUCCAUCCGGACCCUGAGUGUUUCGCAGCCGCAGAUGAGCUGGGCGGUGAUAAGAAGAAGCCGUAGCGCCGCGUCGUCCGCUCGCCGCAGCCAACUUUGAUUUCCUCGGGAGUGUUCGCCUCUGGCUUCACCGGUAAGCGUUGGAUCCGUCAACAUACUGCGACUCUCCGGUGUUCAGCCCGGACCUGUGCCCGAACAUGAUCGCCACGCAGGCAAAGCUGGUCUACCAGCUCAACAAGUACUACAACGAGCGAUGCCAGGCUCGGAAGGCGGCCAUCGCCAAGACCAUCAGGGAGGUUUGCAAAGUGGUCUCAGACGUCCUGAAGGAGGUGGAGGUCCAGGAGCCCCGGUUCAUCAGCUCCCUGAGCGAGAUAGACGCCCGCUACGAGGGGAUGGAGGUCAUCUCCCCGAAUGAGUUCGAGGUGGUGCUCUACCUCAACCAGAUGGGUGUCUUCAACUUCGUGGACGACGGUUCCCUGCCGGGAUGUGCGGUGCUGAAGCUGAGCGACGGCCGCAAGAGGAGCAUGUCGCUCUGGGUCGAGUUCAUCACGGCGUCCGGCUACUUGUCCGCCAGGAAGAUCCGGUCCCGGUUCCAGACGCUCGUGGCCCAAGCCGUGGAUAAAUGCAGCUACCGAGACGUGGUGAAGAUGGUGGCGGACACCAGCGAGGUGAAGCUGCGGAUCCGGGAGCGCUACGUGGUCCAGAUCACCCCCGCCUUCAAGUGCACCGGGAUCUGGCCCAGGAGUGCCGCUCAGUGGCCCAUGCCUCACAUCCCGUGGCCCGGCCCGAACCGAGUGGCGGAAGUGAAGGCGGAGGGAUUCAACCUUUUAUCCAAAGAGUGUUACUCCCUCACGGGGAAGCAGAGUUCGGCAGAGAGCGACGCCUGGGUGCUGCAGUUCAGCGAGGCCGAGAACCGGCUGCUGAUGGCCGGCUGCAGGAAGAAGUGCCUCUCGGUGCUGAAGACGCUGCGGGACCGGCACCUGGAGCUGCCGGGUCAGCCGCUCAACAACUACCACAUGAAGACGCUGCUGCUGUACGAGUGCGAGAAGCACCCGCGGGAGACCGACUGGGACGAGUCGUGUUUGGGGGACCGGCUGAACGGGAUCCUGCUGCAGCUCAUCUCCUGCCUGCAGUGCCGCAGAUGCCCCCACUACUUUCUGCCCAACUUGGACUUGUUUCAGGGGAAACCGCACUCGGCCCUGGAGGCUGCGGCCAAGCAGACGUGGAGACUAGCGAGGGAAAUCCUCACGAACGCAAAAAGUCUGGACAAGUUAUAAGCUCCGGAGAUAAAGCACUGACUCUCCACAGAAAAUGUGAAAAGACCACAAAAAGACUCAAACACUGUUUUCUUAGGAGCGAUCGGGCCACAGACGGAGAAAAUGAAGGUAGAUACAUGUCAACACUUUCACCAAGUGAAGAAACUUUUAUUUAUGCACACGUGAGGAGAAAAUGUAGCGUGCCAACUUUUCCGUAUGUGAUUUAAACCGAAGAAAUGUUAAUAAAAUGAUGCGAAUUCAACGACACAAGUAGGCCCCGUGUCUU